This is a messenger RNA of Fraxinus pennsylvanica, 1083 nucleotides long. NCBI's taxonomy places the organism in Eukaryota, Viridiplantae, Streptophyta, Magnoliopsida, Lamiales, Oleaceae. The record is from the annotation of a GenBank genome assembly.
AUGGAGGCUGUGGUUGUAGAUGCUGGUUCUAAACUCCUUAAAGCCGGUUUUGCUGUUCCCGACCACCCUCCUUCUAUGAUGAUUCCGACUCAGAUGAAAUGCCUGCCUGGAGAUGAGUCCUCCACUGAUGAUUCCUUGCAUGAGGUCAUUGUUGAUCCCGUUGUCCGAGGCUUUAUCAGCGAUUGGGAUGCCAUGGAAGAUUUGUUAGACCAUGUUCUUUAUAAUGGUCUUGGAUGGGAAAUUGGAAAUGAAGGGCAAAUUUUAUUUGCUGACCCACUUUCCAGUCCGAAGGCUGCAAGAGAACAGUUGGUGCAGAUGAUGUUUGAAAGGUUUAACAUCUCAGGCUUUUACGCAUCUGACCAAGCAGUAUUAUCACUUUAUGCAGUAGGACGCAUCUCAGGCUGCACUGUGGAUAUUGGACAUGGCAAGAUGGAUAUUGCAACUGUAAUUGAAGGUGCGGUUCAGCAGAUAUCUUCAAGAAGAUUUGAACUAGGUGGUUUGGAUUUGACGAACCUUCUUGCACAAGAACUUGGUAAAUCCAAUCCUCUUGUGAACCUUAGCGUAUCUGAUGUUGAGAAAAUUAAGGAGCAAUAUGCUUGUUGUGCUGAUGAUGAUGACGCUUAUGAGAAACUCCAGCUGUCAUGCUCUGAGGAGCAACACACACUACCUGAUGGACAGGUGAUAAAAAUUGGAAGAGAAAGAUAUACUGUUGGGGAGGCCUUAUUCCAACCAUCUAUUUUAGGUCUACAGGCACAUGGGGUAGUUGAACAGCUGGUUCAUUGUAUUUCGACCGUGUCUUCCGAGAAUCACCGACAGCUACUGGAAAAUACUGUACUUUGUGGUGGAACUGCUUCCAUGAGUGGUUUUGAAGAUAGGUUUCAGAAAGAAGCUAGUCUUUGCUCCUCAGCUAUUCGUCCUUGCGUAGUCAAGCCUCCAGAAUAUAUGCCGGAGAAUUUAAGCAAGUUUUCUGCAUGGGUGGGAGGUGCAAUAAUAGCCAAAGUAGUGUUUCCUCAAAAUCAACAUGUGACCAAAGCAGAUUACGAUGAAACCGGGCCUUCUAUUGUUCACCGCAAAUGUUAUUAA